AUGAACAACAUCCGCCAAAUCCAGGCGCUCAACAAGCGCGAGCUUGAGAAUGCCGUGCCCCCGGAAGCUUCCUGGCACGCGGACUACAGAGACACCGCAUAUGUCUACGUUGGCGGGCUGCCAUUCGACCUCUCCGAGGGUGACAUUGUAGCUAUUUUUUCGCAGUACGGCGAGCCCGUGCACGUCAACCUCGUGCGUGACAAGGAGACCGGAAAGAGUCGAGGCUUUGCGUUCGUGAAGUACGAGGAUCAGCGCAGUACGGAUCUCGCCGUCGAUAACCUGGGUGGAGCGACCGUUCUGGGCAGGAUGCUGCGGGUGGACCAUACGAGAUACAAGCGUCGCGACGAUGAGGAGGAAGGGGACAAUGUCGCGAGGAUGGUGGGCGAUACGACCCCUAAGGAUCAGGAUGGGGAUACGGAUGAUGAGCGGAGGAGACGGAGGAAGAGAAGAGGAAGCGAUUCGAGAGAAGAGCCCCGGAAACGAGCGCCGCUCAAGGAAGAGAUCGAGCUGGAGGAGCUGAUCAGGAACCACGACGAGGAAGAUCCGAUGAAGGAGUUCCUGAUCGAAGAGAAGAAAGAGGAAAUCGCGCAGGCCUUGGAGAAGGCGCGCAGCAGCGAAAAGUCAUCCCGGAGACGGCGAGACAGCCGCGAGAGGUCAAGCCGCCAUCAUCGCUCCGACCGGCCACAUCGCCGGCGACACGACGACGAUCGCGAUCGCUCCAGAGAGAGAAGACGGCGUGAUCACCGGUCGCCUAGGAGGGAGGAGCGAUCUCACAGAGCCAGGUCCCCGUCUCGGAGGGACAAGUCCGACCGAGAUAGGACGCCGGUCAUGUCGCGAUCCCCGUCUCGGAGGGACAGGUCCGACAGAGAUAGGACGCCGGUCAUGUCGCGAUCCCCGGAACCACGCAGAGACCGGGAUAGACAUCGUCAGCGAUAA
This is a messenger RNA of Aspergillus heteromorphus CBS 117.55, 936 nucleotides long. RefSeq lists its product as uncharacterized. Gene Ontology annotation, biological process: mRNA splicing, via spliceosome. Gene Ontology annotation, cellular component: precatalytic spliceosome; catalytic step 2 spliceosome; U2 snRNP. The transcript is spliced from 2 exons. Lineage: Eukaryota; Fungi; Ascomycota; Eurotiomycetes; Eurotiales; Aspergillaceae. Gene Ontology annotation, molecular function: RNA binding. Bases 1 to 936 code for a protein of 311 amino acids. The record is from RefSeq and is a predicted model, not a curated record.